Ooceraea biroi (clonal raider ant) is the source of this 5325-nucleotide messenger RNA. It is a transcript of the gene nAChRbeta1, whose product is annotated as nicotinic acetylcholine receptor beta1. Gene Ontology annotation, molecular function: acetylcholine-gated monoatomic cation-selective channel activity; transmembrane signaling receptor activity. Lineage: Eukaryota; Metazoa; Arthropoda; Insecta; Hymenoptera; Formicidae. Gene Ontology annotation, cellular component: postsynaptic membrane. Gene Ontology annotation, biological process: monoatomic ion transmembrane transport. The record is from RefSeq and is a predicted model, not a curated record.
GUUACAUCGAAAAUCUCGCCACGGCCGGUGCGUUCUCGCGUCCCGCUGUUUGAGCAUCUUUUUCGCUGAGUGGUCGUAACGAAAGUCUCGUUAAUUGUCUGCGACGAGUUCGUCUCCGCGAAUUGCGGGUGCAUGAUGACGAGGAUCGCAACCGUUCGUCAAGGGUGGGUUCAGCGUGUCGGACCGCAAGAAAGGAAAUACAAUUAUUGGCCAGCGUCUGCGCUUCUAUAUUGAUCGACGGCGACGGUGGUGGCGGCGGUAGUGGCGACGUUGGUGGCUGUGCUCGCGGCGCGUCCGAGCGUUCGGGUGGGACCACAAGCACAACCCGCCCAAAAUGUAUUUUUGCCUGCGUCUCGUGCGGCUGUUCCUGAUCUCGGCGAUUCUGUGCGUCGGUCUGUGCUCUGAGGAUGAAGAAAGAUUGGUGCGUGACUUGUUCAGAGGAUACAAUAAACUCAUACGACCAGUACAGAAUAUGACCGAGAAGGUGCACGUGAGAUUCGGCCUCGCCUUCGUACAGCUGAUCAACGUGAACGAAAAAAAUCAGAUUAUGAAGUCAAACGUGUGGCUGAGAUUCGUGUGGAUGGACUAUCAGUUGCAGUGGGAUGAAGCGGAUUACGGCGGGAUCGGCGUUCUUCGUUUACCACCCGACAAAGUGUGGAAGCCAGACAUAGUGUUAUUCAAUAAUGCUGAUGGUAACUACGAAGUUCGUUACAAGAGCAAUGUGUUGAUAUAUCCAAAUGGCGAGGUACUCUGGGUACCACCAGCGAUCUAUCAGAGCUCGUGCACGAUCGACGUGACAUAUUUCCCGUUCGAUCAGCAAACGUGCAUCAUGAAGUUCGGCUCGUGGACCUUUAACGGUGAUCAGGUCUCUCUUGCGCUAUACAACGACAAGAAUUUCGUCGAUUUGUCCGACUACUGGAAGAGCGGCACGUGGGACAUCAUAAGCGUUCCAGCGUACCUUAAUACUUACCAGGGUGAUUUUCCCACGGAGACCGAUAUCACUUUUUACAUAAUUAUACGCAGAAAGACCCUGUUCUACACAGUGAACUUGAUACUGCCGACCGUACUGAUUUCUUUCCUCUGCGUACUCGUCUUCUAUCUCCCUGCGGAGGCCGGUGAGAAGGUCACUUUGGGCAUUAGCAUUCUCUUGUCUCUGGUCGUGUUUCUUCUCUUGGUCAGCAAGAUCCUGCCACCAACUUCUCUCGUAUUGCCAUUGAUUGCCAAAUAUCUGCUCUUCACCUUCAUCAUGAACACCGUCAGUAUCCUCGUGACCGUGAUCAUCAUCAAUUGGAACUUUCGUGGCCCAAGGACUCACAGGAUGCCGCAGCUCAUACGCAAGAUUUUCCUUAAAUAUCUGCCAGCGAUACUGUUCAUGAGGCGGCCGAAGAAGACACGGUUGAGAUGGAUGAUGGAGAUACCGAACGUAACACUGCCAGCUUCUACCUACUCGGGAAGCCCAACUGAGGUGCCGAAACACUUGCCAGCCUCUUUGGCGAAGUCGAAGAUGGAGGUGAUGGAACUGUCCGAUUUGCAUCAUCCGAAUUGCAAGAUUAAUCGUAAGGUGCAUCAUACCACGAGCAGCUCCAGUGGUGCUGGAGCAGGAGAAGGUAUGGGCGACAGAAGAGGUUCCGAAAGUUCGGACUCGGUGUUGCUCAGUCCAGAAGCCAGCAAGGCUACCGAAGCCGUGGAGUUCAUUGCAGAACAUCUCAGAAAUGAGGACUUGUACAUACAGACAAGGGAGGAUUGGAAAUACGUGGCAAUGGUGAUCGAUCGACUGCAACUUUACAUCUUCUUUUUAGUAACAACCGCGGGUACCGUCGGGAUUCUAAUGGACGCGCCUCACAUCUUCGAGUACGUGGACCAGGAUCGCAUUAUAGAAAUUUAUCGUGGAAAAUAAUCCGACGAUGAUCGCAACGAAACGCAAUUGCAAAUAAUGUGCCAUCGUCACGACCGUUCUCAUUUCGUCGUUUUUUAUUUCGUGUUGGUGGAUUCAAUGAUCAUGCGCGCGGAUAAUCUUGCCAUCUCUCAGUUAAAUAAACGCGUAAGGCUUUAUACUCCAGCUGUUCAACAACAAGUGAUUAUUUUUGUAUCGAUUUCUAUGAUGAAAUUGUACGCGAAGUACAAAUUUAUUUGAAGUCUUCGCUCGAGAGUCUUCUGUCGUUGUCUUUUGUCUAAGAUUGCGAAAUUCGACUGGGAAAUUUUCUCAGUGACGAAACUCGAACGAUCGAAAUGGCAUAUAUUGUGUAGAUAAUAACUCCACUAGCGUCAAUCGUGGCUGCCUCUACGAUUAUUGUCUUCCCCGAUGUCGUUAACCUUUGAUAGCUCCAUCGCGAUGCGCUUAGACAGAUUUAGAAAACAAUCAUCGACUAGCUCUUGCCUUCCCUUUUACCGAAGUGAUUGGUAUUUUCAAAAUUUUCCGGAAUAAAAGUCAUAUCGUACGCCACUUUAUUAUAUCAUGAUUUAAAGAAUUCCAAAAAUCUUGAGAAUAUGCAUUUUCAUAAAACAAUUUUAAUAGUUACGGAGGAAGUUUUGUUAGUAUCAUAUUUAAUUUAGCUUAGAAUAUUUUCUUGCUUAUAAUGUGAAAGUAUUUUAUGUAAUGAUCAUAUGAGUAUUAUUGGAAGUAUCAUACUUGCUUCUCUGAAUGUAGCUUCCAUGGAACAUACUUAAUGUUAAACGAUGAAAUCCGCUUAUGUAGCAUUGUAUGCCAUACUUAGAAAAAUAUGAAAUUCAUCAAUAGAACUUUGGCGAGAUGAUUGUAAUAUAUUAACAUAACGAUAAUACGCACAAACUUGUGUAUAAUUAACACAAUAUCGAUAAUUCUUAAUUAUAAAUAAUCCGGUAGUCUAGUAAGCUGCUAGACGAUGAAAAACGUUAUUUAUUACAAAGUAAUCCAGAUAUUUACAGGACUUCACGUUUAACAUUAAAAUCGUAUAUAUUAAUGAACUCGCGUAUCUUUUUUGAUGAUCGUGAUUUCUCAUCACGCUUGAUCUGUCGAUCGUUUUGCUAAUCAGCUACGACCAGUAUCGAUCAAAUUCAAAAUAUCAAAUUCUCAAUAAAGUACGUCUCCGCGUGAGGUAAGGUCAAAACGUUCCUUAACGCGCGUCUUCACGCGAACUCGCGGAAUCGAUUGCAAUUCAAUGGCUUAGGUAUAGACUCGAAAUAAUUUUGAUAAUAAUUGUACGAACAGCCGUUGCCGCAUUGUAAUCUAGCUGAGCUCGCAUUUGAUACUCGUCAUCAUAUACCCAUAAUAAGCAUCGACAGAAUCGGAGCAAUCGCGACAUGCUCGUCAGACAUUCCCGUUGAUGAGUUUACAGUGAUGAAUUUCAUGCGGGCAUAAAAUGCUAUAAAUUAGAUUAAUAUCUUAAUUAUAAAUAGGUCGUAUCCGCGCGACGAUCUUCGCAUUGGGAGAUCAUUGGUAUACAAGUCAUCCUCCAUUGAUAAUAAUUAUGUAAAAUAAAUAGGCAAAUCUGUUCACAAGAAUCAGUAAGGAAGAGAAAAUACUUUGGAAAAACUUAAAAGAUCGCAACCUAGUUAAUUGAAUCGAUUGUGCUGUCGUCGAUUUUAAGUAGAAAUUGUACUUUGAGAACGCAUUUGUUGACUUGCGGUGGGUCUUCCUAAGAUUACUUCAGCGAAAGUGGCUCAUAUUCAUAAUGCGUGUUUAAAUAAUAGAAUUAUUUGAGCAAUUAUUAUUGAUAUACUGUUUAUAACAUGCAACAUAUGAUGUACGAGUUUCUUUUUAAUUAUAUUCUUUAGUCUUUUUCUUUCUUCAAUCUUUUUAUAAAUUUUAUUAUUUUAUAAAUAUGUUUUAUAAAGUUAUAUAUUUCGUAAAAAACUUUUAUGUAAGGGUAGAUGAUUAUUAUUUAAUUGUUAUAACACACAUAUAAUCAUUGUAUGCAAACAUAAUUUAUAUAAUAAGUGUUUAAUAAAUGACAAGUAAAUGGAACAUAAAAAUACAUAAUCGCGUUGAGUUAAGUGCAAGAUGAGAAUAUGAGCCAAUGCGUUUCUGAUAAAUGCGCACAUUAGAAAGCAAGAUUUUAUGCAUGUCACGGAAAUGUCGUGCGUUAAUAGAACAUUAUAAUCAUCUUAUCAUAUUGUACCAUGUAUAUUGUACAAAAAGAUUGUUAAACGGUUAUGUUUUCUCAGAUAAUAAUGUUCAACGUUUAAGAAAAAGAUUACAAUCUUUGUUGUUGGAUAUCAAAGAUUUUGUUGCAAGCAGUAAAAUAUAUUGUGCAGAUUCUUGUGCAGCUGCAAUAGUUUUAUAGUAUAAAUUACAUGUUACAAUAUCUGCAAGUUUACAGCAAUUUUUCAAUAGUGCUCACUAAAUCGGCACAUGAUGAUUACAUGAUGAUUAAAGUUUUCAAUUGUCAAUUUAUAGCCUGCAUUGAAAAAUUGUUUUACAUGGUGAGGAAAGUCACUGUGCAUACAGGUAUUUUAUUCUGCUUGACUUUGUUCAAUAUUGCAGCUGUUACCAUAGUUUUUUUUACAAAAAGCUAUACCAGUUCGUUACUGUGUAGAUUGAUAAAUUGUUAUGUUUAUCUAAACAAAUAGUAAGAUAAUUCACUUACCGGAAGAUGCUUGAUAACAAUAGUAAAAGGUGGUGCAAGGUUCUUAACGGAAGAAAGUUGUAAUUACUUACAUGAAUUCCAGUAAAUUUGGAAUACAGUCUUAUUUAAUUUUUGAACAAAAUAUAUCGCUUAUAUAUAUAUAUUUUUUUUUUCUCUUGCUUUCUAUAGACUGAUCAUAAUAUUUACUCUUACGAAUUUUGAAGCAAAUUUAUAUUGUGAUAUAAUUAGUCAAAGAAAAAUUUCAUGUCCGAAGUCGAGAUUUAAUGAGACUGCUUCGUCUUUAUAUGUGUAUUAUAAUGCGUUACAAUUGUCGAUAACGCAUAAUGUGUCUUCCUCAAAGGAAAUAUUAUAAUUAGUUUAGAGACCAGGCAUGUUUCGUUCUAUUUCGAUUCACACUGUGUCAGCCGGUUUCAUGUACUUUGUGCGUGGAAUAUUACUACGAUUCAACGUAAACAACAAUAAAAAGGCAUGCACCUCAUUAUAUGUUCCAUUGUGUGUACUUCAUCUAUCGCGAAAAGGAAGAGAUGACUCGUAUUAUCGAAUGUACAUUACAUUUGUAGUUUACUUUGCGCAUAAAACAAGAAGAAUAUUGUUGAACCGAAAAGUUUGUACUUUAUUAUGCAUGAUAAAUAAUAUAGUAAUAUACUUAUACAUAUAUAUAUAUCCGUGCAUUAUUAGCAGGUAGAAGAGAACUCUAACAUAAGAGCUAAGAAUGGCUCUUUUUAUAAUGAAUAACAUCAAUAAAAUUCAUUGAAUUUCA